AAACGAUUUUCAGUAAACAUAAAAUUACGAAAGAAUCUCUAUUUUUAUAAUUGUUAAAAAAAUCUAAUUCAUUCAAGUAUCAGAUGGAUUGAAAUAUAAAAAAUAUUUUGUAACUUUUUGAGAUUUAAACCAGAAGGAUUCACAACCUGAGGAAUGUUUUGUAGGAUAACAGUAUAAUAAAAUGAAAAGACUGAUAAUAGAAAUUAUAUUUACUCUAAUUUUAUUUCCUCAAUCUGUAUGAUUCUUAUAUUCAUGAAAGUUUAACUUAGUGAGUUUGAAUGAAACUGAAUUAGCAUAACUGGUCGCUGAUUCGCCAGUAGAACGCAGGCUAUAGCCUUCACAAAAGUUUACUUCAGUCAGGUAAUUGUUAUCUGAGUCAUUUAUGUUUAAAAUGUGAGUAUUGUAACUGAAAAAAAUUAUUGAUGAAAAACUUUUCAAAAAUUUAUAAAUCUAAUUAUUUAUUAUCAACUAAAAAAUUCAAUAACAUACAAUGGCAUCUUUUUGUCGUAUAUUAGGUGAGAUAUUUCUAUUCCAUCAAUUGUAAUUUACAGCUUUAAUAAUGAAAUAUUUAUUUAAUACAUUUGAUAAAUAUUUCUAAUAUUAUUAUUGAUAAUCAAUUAUCACAUGCACUAUGUCUCAAGCGAAAUAAUUUGUAACUUAAGAAUUUUCUAUUGUUGUUCAUGAUUGUUGUAGAUUUUCAUUUAUUGUUAUUAAAUUAAAUGCCAUAGAAGUGAACAAAAAAAAUUAUUCCAUUAUACAAUAAUAUUUGUUGGUUUUUUGUAUAAAUUGUUAGUAAACGACAGAAUGUUGAACAUUUUUUGCAUAAAUAGCAAAAAUUAACAUGGCUUUUAUUUCCUCUUAAUUAUGUGCUAUUUUAAAAAAUGUAGGUAACAAGGUGAUCAAUAGUCGCAUUAAGUUUUUCGAUAACGAUAACCAGGUAUAAAUAAACAUCAUAAGCAUUAUCACUAUUUUCACCUUCAAAACGUGUGCUACUUAAUUAUUUACAGUAUGGUCGAAUAUCAUAAUUAUAAAAUGUCUUAAAAAAGUUCAAUAUUUAAUAAUCUGAGAUGUUGAAUAAAAAAUGAUAAAUAUGAAUAGCAAUAAUUUUAUUACAGAAAACAUAUCAUGCCGACAAAUAUUAAACAUCAUGGUUCCCUUAGGAUUCAUGGUUGAAAAUAUAUUAAAAGUUAAUUUAUCAAUGGCUAUAGUUGUAAUGGUUAUUCCACGCAAUUUAUCUCUGAAUUCAUCAUUAUCUCACCCAGAUCAUUGGAAACCUCCAACUUUUGUAAAUACUUCACAAUCAAAUAUUUUCCGAUUUAAUAUAGAUGUUUAUAAUUCUCAAUUUACAAAUUCAAAUUUAACAACAGAUCAAUCAUUAUUACAAAAUAAAUAUAAUUGGAAUGAGUAUGAAGUAAACUUUGUUCUUGGAGCUUUUUUUUGGGGAUAUAUUUGUACAGAGAUGUUGGGAGGCCGAUUGACUGAAAUCAUUGGAGCAAAAAGAGUCUUUGGAUAUUCGAUACUUAUUGCUAGCAUUAUUACAUUCUUUACGCCUCUUGCAGCAACAUUUGGAUACAAAGCUAUAGCUGGUUUGAGAGUUAUUUUGGGUGUUAUUUUGGGUCCUAUAUGGCCAUCUAUUCUUCCUUUGGCUGCACAUUGGAUUCCACCAACAGAACGAAGUAGGUUUAUGUCUCAUUUGAUAGCGUAUACUCUAGGAACUGCAGCCGUAAUGCCAGUUUGCGGAUUUAUAAUAGGUAUUGCUGGUUGGGAAUCAGUCUUUUAUUUUACUGGAAUAAUCAGUUGUAUUUGGAGUAUUAUUUGGUUUAUAGUUAUUUACGAUUCACCAGCACAACAUCCUAGAAUAUCGAUUGAAGAGAGAAGAAAAAUUGAAGAAGCUAUUGGAUCAGUUCUUUCCAAAAAAAUAUAUGCUGUUCCAUGGAAAUCAAUUCUCUCAUCAGCUCCAGUUUGGUCAAUAAUUAUUGCCAAUUUUGGCAGUAUCUUUGGGUUCUGUACAAUCACAAUACAGUUACCGAUAUACUUAAAGCAUAUUUUGAAGUAUGAAAUUGAAGAAAAUGGUGUUUUGUCAGCUCUGCCUUAUGUAGGUAAAUACAUAAUGGGCUUCAUAACUGCUACAAUUGCUGAUUCUCUUCAUCGUGAAAAUAAACUUUCGGUUACUGCAAUUCGAAAAAUAUUUAAUAGCAUAGGUCUUUUUAUGCCAGGAUUAGGUUUUAUUUUCUUAACUCAGUUUGGUUAUGACCGAGUUAUAUUCAUUACUAUGAUAUUCUUAGUAAUGACAACUAAUGGAGCGAUAUCAGCUGGAUAUAUUGGAAAUACUCUAGAUUUUGCUCCAAAUUUUUCUGGUACCAUCACUGGUAUCGCUUAUACAUUUAGCUCUCUUGGCUGUUACUUCAGCAGCUUGAUGAUUGGUUCUCUGACCAAUAAUAAUCAAACCUUCAGUCAAUGGAGCAUCGUAUUUUGGAUAGUCAGUGGAUUUUACAUGUUUGGAGGUUUCAUAUUUCUCAUUUUUAGUACUGGUGAUUUACAAAAGUGGAAUAUUCCUGAUAAUAAAGAUGUACAAAUUGAUACUGAACUUGAUGAAAAAGAAGAUGAUGAAAGAACUACACUUCUCGUAACGAUAUUAAAUUCAUUUUCAAAUCAGAUAUCAUGCCGCCUUGUUUUAAAUAUAAUGGUGGUUUUGGGAUUUAUGUUGAACUACAUGUUAAGAGUAAACUUAACUAUUGCAAUAGUUUCAAUGGUCAUCCCACGUAAUUCUUCAUCAUCUAAUUUAUCUUAUACAAGCCACGAGUGUUCUGAGCCUUCAACUUUUGUAAAUACUACACAAAUAAGAGAUGACCAAUUUACUGCAAAUUCUAUCAAGAGCCACUUAAAUCAUUCAAAGUUAUCAGAGGAAUGUUCACAAACAAGAUAUAACUGGGAUGAAUAUGAAGUCAAUUAUGUUCUUGGAGCUUUUUUCUGGGGAUACAUUUGCACUGAAAUACCAGGAGGUCGGUUAGCUGAAGUAAUUGGUUCAAAGAAAGUGUUUGGAUACUCUACAAUUAUAUCAAGUGUUAUUACUCUCUUGACCCCUGUGGCAGCUUCUUUUGGAUAUCAAGUAGUAGCUAUACUUCGAGUAAUUUUAGGUUUUAUGUUGGGUGCGACAUUUCCAGCACUUUAUCCAUUAGCAUCUGUCUGGAUUCCACCUACAGAUCGUAGCAAAUUUAUAUCUCAUACGAUGGCUUCUGCUUUGGGAGCUGCUGUUAUGAUGCAAAUUGGAGGUUUGCUCAUUGCAACGUUUGGCUGGGAAUCAGUUUUUUAUUUUACCGGAGGACUUGGAACUAUUUGGAGCAUUAUCUGGUUUUUAGUGGUUUAUGAUUCUCCAGCUGAACAUCCUAGGAUAUCAGCUGAAGAAAGGAGGUAUAUUGAAGAAGCCAUUGGAUUCACUGCAUCAAAAAAAGUUGUCUAUGCUGUUCCCUGGAAAUCUAUGCUAACAUCAAUGCCUGUUUGGGCAAUAAUAAUUACAGGAGCUUGUAAUGCAUUUGGAUUUUUCACCAUUUUUACUCAAUUACCGACCUAUAUGAAAUUUAUUUUAAACUAUAAAAUUGAAGAAAAUGGUCUCUUAUCUUCAUUGCCAUACAUUGGUAAAUACUUUUUUGGUGUUUUGGCAGCUGCUAUUGCUGAUUAUCUGCAUCGUGAAAAUAAACUUUCUGUUACUGCAAUUCGUAAAAUAUUCAAUAGUUUAUGUGGCUUAGCACCAGGAGCAUGUAUGAUUCUUUUGACCCAAUUUGGUUAUGACCCUACCGCAUCAGUUGUUAUUUUUACAAUAGCAUUAACACUUAAUGGUGCAGUCACAGCUGGAUACCUUGGCAAUGGUCUAGAUAUUGCACCUAAUUUUUCAGGAACGAUUUUUGGUCUGGCUAAUACUCUCAGUUCAAUUGCUGGAUAUUUAAGUAGUCUCAUGGUAGGUUCACUAACGUAUAAUAACCAAACAUAUGGACAAUGGCAAGUCAUCUUUUGGAUUCUGGCUACAAUUUAUAUUAUUGGGGCCAGCAUGUAUAUUGUUUUUGGCACUGGAGAAUUGCAAAAAUGGAAUACUCCUAAUGAAAUAGUUUCAAUGAAAAAAAUAGAGCAAACUGAUAUAGAAUAUGAAGAAGAAGCUAAAGUUUUAAAUUAAAAGUGAUUGGUCUAAUACGUCUUCUCUGUCAUGUGUGAUUUGAUAUUAUGAUUUAUUUUUGAAAAAGAAAUAAAAUAUCAUUUUGAACAUU
Messenger RNA from Chelonus insularis, 4259 nucleotides. RefSeq lists its product as uncharacterized. Gene Ontology annotation, cellular component: membrane. The transcript has 15 exons. The record is from RefSeq and is a predicted model, not a curated record. Lineage: Eukaryota; Metazoa; Arthropoda; Insecta; Hymenoptera; Braconidae. Gene Ontology annotation, biological process: transmembrane transport; monoatomic anion transport. Gene Ontology annotation, molecular function: transmembrane transporter activity. The coding region runs from base 1082 to 4168 and encodes 1028 amino acids.